AUGUCAUCACGACCACCCUCAUUCCUCCUCCCCAACUCCCCAUCCUGUCGAGUAAUCGACCGCUUCAGCGACUUACCCGACAACUCACCCAUCAAUGAAGACUCAGAAGGCAAAAUCCCAUUCUGGCCUCUUCUUCAUCACUUGAUCAGUAAGCCGGUCUUAAGUAUCUCGUUACUUAUAGACCGGCUCCAAACGAUUGCCGCCAACGCAGAAACGUACCCAGACGGCGACUUCGGUUUCUUGGAGCAGUUCUUGAAAGAGCAAGACGAAGAUAAGAUUAUUUAUACUAUAUGGCCUAAGAUUCGACAAAUUGCUCUUGAUAUUGCGGUGUAUUUUCCGAGUGGAGAGCUUGAGCUGCUUCGGCCUGGGUGUCCGUUGAGGUUGAGUCGUGGGCAAGCAGCUUGUCUUGUGGUUCAUCAGUUUCUUUGUUCGUUUGUGCCCCAACGGAAUGAUGAUGGGUAUCAGGAUCUAGGCAUUUGGCAUUCAGAGGAACAGAGACAUCCCGCUGCGGCGAGAAUGUACUUGGAAGCUCUGUUUGCGUACUUUGAGAGUCUACCUUCUGCGAAAGAAUUGAUAGAUGAUCAUCUAGCUGGCCACAAUACUGUCGCUUACGAACUUCAUCAGAACAGUCAAGCACAGUUGGCCGAUCCCAAGUUGGGACCAGUCCAUGUUAAGUACCUGGACGUCCACACAUCAGAUACACAUCACUCUUACACUCAGGGAAAAGGAGGAGCAGUCGUCGUCUCUUCCAACAAAGUCAUUGGCUUCGGGCAGUCAGCUACCCAGGAGGAGGUAUUCGUUGGAAUUGCACCUGAAGCAUACUCCGUUGUUCUGGUAGCGCCGCAUUUAACGGACGACACUGUCAUCACUGUUUCAGGUGCGAGAGCGAUGGUGGAUGUUAGAGGUCAGAGACGCAAUAUCGAAUGGAACAUCCGUACCGUAGCCAAUGACUCGGAAGGAGGACGUCUCGUUUUCAUGGAUGCGCUGGAGAUGGACAUGGUAGAACGCUCAUCAGAUAAUGACCUGCCAGAUCUAUACCCCGAGAACAUUGACCGCGAACUUAACAAGGCAAUCAACGGGUUUACUUCCUACAAUGGUGAUUCAAUCUUCACCGGACUUUGGGGCUGCGGUGCUUUCGGUGGCGAUCCAGGAGUUAAGCUUAUGAUUCUUUGGCUGGCGGCAGGGGCAGCUAAUGUUGAAUUGCAUCUAAUACUGGGACCGGGAGAACAUGAUCUCGGCAAGAGGCUUGAGGAGGCAGCCAAGGCUUGCGAUGGUAUGACUUUGAAUGAUGUGCGAGAGCUAUUAUUUGCUGUUCCGAUGGGGUUACGAAAGGAAGAAAUCUUGAAGUGGAUUGCGGAAGCGGCUUCAGGGGCUUCUCGACAGAUUGAAGGAUAG
This is a messenger RNA of Fusarium coffeatum, 1395 nucleotides long. RefSeq lists its product as uncharacterized. Lineage: Eukaryota; Fungi; Ascomycota; Sordariomycetes; Hypocreales; Nectriaceae. Gene Ontology annotation, cellular component: nucleus; cytoplasm. Gene Ontology annotation, biological process: ATP generation from poly-ADP-D-ribose; regulation of DNA repair; carbohydrate metabolic process. Gene Ontology annotation, molecular function: poly(ADP-ribose) glycohydrolase activity. The transcript has a single exon. The record is from RefSeq and is a predicted model, not a curated record. Bases 1 to 1395 code for a protein of 464 amino acids.